GGGCUUGUAAACAAAUAUGGCGGACAUCGGUAGUCGGAGUCCCUUGCGAUGGGGAAGCCAGAAGGAUUGGCGAUCACAACCAGAUGACUUGUCUGAUACAGGAUACCAGAAUGAAGUUGAAGAGUGGGUAGAACUGAAUAGAAAACUCAAACAGAGUGGCCUACCUGGGAUAAAGCUGCUGCAUCCAGCUGAUGUCACACUACUAGCAGGAAGAACAAUCAGUUUGGAUACACAAAUGAGUAAAGUAGUGCGUGAAAAUAUAACAUCACUGAUGGGGGACUGUGACCAUAGACAAACACUUAUCCAGGACCUUAUUCUUACCAACAACAAGCUAAAGGAUGAUGUAGAAAAGCAGACAUCUUUAGCAGAGAAAUACCACAGUCGAAUGAAAGAGUUAAAAAUUCUGUUGGAGAGUUCAAGGACUAGAGUACAAGAGCUGGAACAAGAUGAAGACAUGAAGUCAUCAUUUUAUGUUGACGAGGAAGAAAAAAUGCUAAAUACCAAGAAUGCUAUUCAUGCUAAAUGUAAACAUUUGCAACAUAAGUGUCAGACUCAAGAAAGAGAGAUAGAACGCCUCAAACAAAAAAUGCAGCGCAUGGCAGAGGAGGAGGACAAAAGGACCAGCAGGCAAUCACAAAUAUUCCAGGAGUUCAAAAAAAGGACAUCUCGGGCUCACAACACCAUGGAUGACAAACUCUUAGAUGUCAUAGAUUCCUAUGAGCAGCAGAUUCAGGGACUUCAAAAAGAGCUGGACUUUUACAGAUCUGGAGUUAGUAUGGCCCCACAAGAGUCAGAGGAUGAGAAUCCUUUCCAGUCACUCACAUCAGGAACCUCACAGAAUCUGAAAGCUCUUAUAAAGUCCUAUGAGAAGCAGCUGAAGGAUGCAAACAAAAAGAUAAAGAAGAUGGAGGAUGAAAAAGAAUUGGCAAAACUAGACCUAGGGUCAAGGCCAGAAGUUGGAGAUUACCGUGUGGCACAGCUGAGAAUAAAGAAGCUAGAGAAAGUGUUGGCUAUCCACAGCAUCAGUGUACCCGGAGAAAAGCCAUCUAAGGAUCCCUACCGCUUGAAGAAGUCUUAUAGCACAAAGAUGGAGGAUGUUGAAUAUCUACCUCUUGACAUCUGUCGAAACUACCUCAAGGACAUCACCUGUGAGUUGGAGGCUGACGACUUACAACAGGUCCUCCCAUGUAUACAGAAACUUCGUGAUGAGAUUGACACAGCACAGAGAUAUGAACAGUUCUGUCGCUGUGUGGAGGAUAUUUCUCAGGAUCAGAAGGAAAGAGAGGGACGGAGGUCAACAAGUCCAUCACGCCGCAAGAAUGUAUUGUCUGAGAAACGCCUUCAAGAGAAUAUGUCCACACUUGAAGGAUGGAAACAGGACCAGGAGGGACUCGAGGAGUUACAAAUAUCUUUGAACAAGCUAGGAGAAAGAAUUGCUCCUUGGCUGAAGAUCAGGCUAGCAGGUACAGCCUCAGUACCAAGGAUCAUCUCUGCUGUAGAUAAACUAGUGUAUGAUGAUGGCAUCACCAUAGAAAAGGAUGGUAAGGAACGUCCAUCUAGGCCAGUCCUGGAGAAUAUCGUUCAACAUUUUCAGACAUUGUUUGAUGUUCCAUCUGUGUCUGGAGUGUUCCCCAGAAUGAAUGAGAUCUACACAAAGCUUGGUGAAGUACACAACAUACUCAACACUCUCAAGACACUUCUAGGUUUAGAUGAAGAUACAAAGUCAACAGACAUUGUGGAUGCAGUUGGACGACUCUGUCAAUCUCACACUACAACGACCAGUAAACAGUUGAAGGCACUCCUACAAACAGAGGAUCUAGAGGGGGUGAUCAGAAGGUUAGAUGAACAUAACAAUUUCUUCCCUGCAUUCAAAGAAAUAAUGAACAAACUCAUGGACAUAUUAGACAUACAGAGACUUGACCAAGUGAUCCCUGCAGUAAGAGCCCUGAAACUAUUGGCCAGCUGAUCUGGAUCAUCUCAUAAGUCUAUCAGGCUGAAUAUUUGUGUUAUGACACUUCGAUAUCCCAGCAUAAAAUACAGUAUACAAACAGUAUAAUGGAAUUAAAGGCAGCAUACGUGCUAUUUUGUUGAAAAACAAAGCUGUGUAUAAAGAAACAACGGCAUUUUCUUUUCUUUUUUGUAGAAACAUGAUGCCAUUAUCUACAAUGUAUAUAUACAAUAUUUUCUUUUGUUUAUAAAAAGCAGCGAGAUAUUUUAUGUAUAAAAUGUAUAAAAACAGUGAAAUACUUUGUAUAUACAUGUAAAAUGCAGUGACAUCAUCUGUGUUGGCAACGCUGACAUUUCAUGAAGGAUGAUUUAAGAUCAAUAUGUAUAUACCACAUAAGUUAUGUUAAGUUAUGUUGUAACAAUAGCAGCGAUAUAAAACUUACUUAAAAUGUUCCGAUGCUAAAUUGCUAGGCUAAUCCACUGUUGGAAUCACAAAUUAAACGUCAUUUAUGGGGUUUUAAGACUAUUUUAUGAUCAAGGCAUGAAUAUUUCCAACCCAAACGGCAUAAAUAUCUGUCAAAGAUGUGUUAACCUUUACAAAUUUUAUAAAUUGGAUAUUUUCCGAGUUGUAAGCCUAAUACGGAUGUAUAAGAAAUAGCUACGAAUGGAUAUCAAGUGUUAUUUUAAAACACGGGCAGUUAAUUUAUUGUUCCGGUUACAUUAAACUUGCACAUGUCAGCAAUUUUAAGAUGAAUGCAGAGGUUUCUACAAGUUUAUACUAAAACUACGGAAUUAUGAAUGCUUAUGUUAAGAAUGUGUUACUGUACUUUUUAAUUAAUGUUAGUAUGUUCUUGCGCGCUGAAUUAAAACGAUGUGAUGAUUUCAUAUUUGUCAUUUUACAGUUGUUUAAUCCUUCUAAUAUCCAGCCAUACGAAUUAGUAUUUAUUUAUGUUUAAAUAUCAUGAGCUAUUUGAACUAUAGAUAGUUAUUUUACUAGAGCCAUGAUAUUAUGCCAGUAACGAAUAAUACGUUUUUCAUGAUACCGUGGUUGGCGGCACAUAAUCUCUGCUUUUAUUUGGUUUAUCCAUGAUGUAUGUUGUUGAUGUUCGGUCCUUAUACAUGUAUGUAAGGUACGACAAUUUGUCUUAUUCAGUCUAAAUGAAGCUAGUGAGUGUAAAGUACUGCUGUAGGUUAGGUAGUGAGCAUGACUGGGAUCGGGACGGUCACAGGCAGUGACAUGUAUCAUGUUUGAGUAAGUCGAUUUGAAACCCUUUUUGGACAUUCUGAUUUAACAGAUUAUAUUAUACUUGAUUGAAGUUUAUCUUAGCUGUUUAUACAUAAAGAGGUAACAGCUAGGGACGUAAUAUAUUUUGCGCAUUUCAAGGUGGAUGAAGUAAGUAAUACACACAAAUAGUUAAUUAAGUCAAUAAGGUCAUUAAUGAUUUAGCGCAAAAAAUGUAAGAGCCACAGUAAAAAUUAUAUAAUCUCUAAAAUAUGAAAUCAAAUGAUAUGUUAAUUGUUAACAAGACAUCAUAAAAACAAAAAACAACAACAACAACGUAUUGGUCGGGGCUACUGAAUACUUACCGACUGACGUUUUAACAGGGACUCAAACCUCAAUUCAAUCAGCCUUGUGACUGCCUCUUUUCCAGAAAAUCAUAUGCGUUUAAGGAGAUCCUGGCGUUGUCUGUAGAUUGGCAAAUAAGUUAUAUUUAUUAUUUUUUUCAAUGAACAAAGUUGUAGUUAUACAUUUUGUGCAUAUUUUGUCUAUUAUAUUAUGCUACACAUGUAACGAAAUACAGUACAAGUGUUGAAA
Molecule: messenger RNA, 3763 nt
Organism: Pecten maximus
Lineage: Eukaryota; Metazoa; Mollusca; Bivalvia; Pectinida; Pectinidae
Product: centrosomal protein of 70 kDa-like
Biological process (GO): regulation of microtubule cytoskeleton organization; cilium assembly
Cellular component (GO): centrosome
Molecular function (GO): gamma-tubulin binding
Source: RefSeq, a predicted model, not a curated record